Messenger RNA from Brassica oleracea var. oleracea, 1440 nucleotides. RefSeq names its product multidrug and toxin extrusion protein 1. The coding region runs from base 1 to 1440 and encodes 479 amino acids. Gene Ontology annotation, molecular function: antiporter activity; xenobiotic transmembrane transporter activity. Gene Ontology annotation, biological process: xenobiotic detoxification by transmembrane export across the plasma membrane. The transcript has a single exon. Gene Ontology annotation, cellular component: membrane. The record is from RefSeq and is a predicted model, not a curated record. Lineage: Eukaryota; Viridiplantae; Streptophyta; Magnoliopsida; Brassicales; Brassicaceae.
AUGCAGGUGGGAGAGGAGGUGGCUUCGCUCACAAAAAUAGCAUGCCCGGUCGUUAUGACGUCCCUCCUCAUCUUCUCAAGAUCAAUAAUCUCAAUGUGGUUCCUUAGUCACCUCGGAGAAGUCGAGCUCGCUGGCGGUGCACUCGCCAUGGGCUUCGGUAACAUCACCGGAGUCUCCGUACUCAAAGGUCUUUCCGUUGGUAUGGACCCAAUCUGCGGUCAAGCCUUUGGAGCCAAACGCUGGACCGUACUUAGCCACACGUUUCAGAAAAUGUUAUGUCUCCUAAUCGUCGUUUCUAUACCAAUCGCCGUUGCAUGGCUCAACAUCGAGCCCAUUUUCCUCAUGUUGGGACAGGACCCGGAUAUAACCCGAGUAUCCAAAACUUACAUGGUCUUCUUCAUCCCUGAGCUAUUGGCUCAAGCCAUGCUACACCCGCUCCGAACGUUCCUCAGGACGCAAGGCUUAACGUCACCGUUGACGAUAUCUGCCAUCGUAUCCAUUCUUCUCCAUCCUCUAUUUAGUUACGUCUUCGUCAUGCGUAUGCGUUUAGGCGUUAAAGGUGUCGCCGUCGCGAUGGCUUUUAACACUAUGAACAUCAACGUGGGACUGCUCGUUUAUACGUUCUUUUCGGACUCUCUAAUCAAACCGUGGCAAGGGCUUGCGUUGCGGUCGCUUUUCCGCGGCUGGUGGCCGCUGCUUUCUCUAGCCGCACCAAGCGCCAUCUCGGUUUGUUUGGAGUAUUGGUGGUAUGAGAUCAUGCUUUUCCUUUGUGGGCUUCUGGGGAACCCUAAAGCAAGUGUGUCGGCCAUGGGGAUAUUGAUUCAGACGACGGGGAUACUCUACGUGGUUCCGUUCGCUAUAAGCAGCGCUAUUGCUACCCGUGUAGGGCACGCGCUUGGUGGAGGACAACCCACGCGAGCUCAAUGUACGACAGUCAUUGGUUUGAUACUCGCGGUAGCGUAUGGUUUAUCAGCUGCUACUUUUGUGACGGCGCUUAGGUCGGUUUGGGGAAAGAUGUUCACGGACGAACCAGAGAUUCUCGGGUUGAUUUCGUCUGCACUUCCGAUAUUGGGGCUUUGCGAGAUCGGGAACUCGCCACAGACGGCUGCUUGUGGGGUGUUGACGGGCACAGCGAGGCCUAAAGAUGGAGUACGCGUUAACCUCUGCGCGUUCUACAUCGUGGGCUUGCCUGUGGCAGUCGCGACCACGUUUGGGUUUAAAGUUGGGUUUUGUGGGCUAUGGUAUGGACUUCUGACUGCGCAGAUUACAUGUUUGGUUAUGAUGCUUUGUACAUUGAUUCGUACUGACUGGACCCACCAGGUGAAGCGAGCGGAGGAACUUACCUCAUCUGCCACCGACAGAAGUCAUUCGGAAGAAGAAGCCAUCCAUAUUGAUGAUGAUGUUGGUAGCAAUGAUCUGGAGAUUGGUUUAUUACAAUAA